AUGUUCGACCCUCUCGGCUGGCUGGCCCCAACAACGGUAUUAGCCAAGAUCUUCAUCCAGUCCACCUGGUUGCUAGGUCUUGAUUGGGACGCUCCGCUACCCAGCGACGACGAGAGAAGAUGGCUGCGAUUCCAGAACGAGCUGCCUGCUUUGGAAAACGUGCUCGUACCUCGAUGGCUGGGAGGUUUGACUGAUUCACAGCUGGAAAUCCACGGGUUCGCCGAUGCCUCAGAGCGUGCCUACUCAGCGGUGCUAUACCUGAGGACAGAAACAAAGGGUCUUAUUAAGGUGGCACUCUUAGCUGCAAAAACUAAGGUCGCGCCCUUGAAGCAAGUUUCACUACCUCGGUUGGAGCUGUCGGCCGCCACUCUUCUGGCUCGUCUAGUCGCCCACACCGUACCGAUCAUCGGAGCAGCCAAGGCACCUCUUCACAUGUGGUCUGAUUCCACCGUCACGCUUGGUUGGAUCCGUGGGCAUCCCUCGAUGUGGGCCACCUAUGUAGCUAAUCGAGUCAGCGAGAUCCAGAUGCUGAUCCCGGACGCCCACUGGCAUCACGUACCAGGUCGGGAGAACCCAGCAGACUGUGCUUCCCGGGGACUCUACCCUAGCGAACUGGUUGACCACCCGCUCUGGUGGCAAGGUCCCGCAUGGCUGACAGAGGAGAGCGGUACUUGGACGACGAAUAGCGAGGCGAUGCCAGCGGAGGACCUCCCAGAGAGACGAGCCCGGACCCACAUCGCCGCCGUUACCGAGCUGAAGCCCGAAUCGGAGUUACUGCUGCGCUACUCCUCACUGAAGCGACUGCUACGGAUCUCGGCUUGGUGCCGCCGCUGGUUGCUGAUUCACCGCCAGCACCGCCAUGCGCAAGGCCAGCCUAGCGUGAUCAGCUCCGACGAACUGACGGAGACCCGCAUCUCCUGGGUAAGGUUGAUCCAAUCUAAAACCUUUACAGAAGACAUUAGAAAGCUGCAAAAUGGAGCGACUCUGCCGUCGCGAAGCUCCCUACAGAGGCUGAACCCAUUCCUGGACAGCGAGGGACUUCUACGAGUCGGCGGGCGCCUCAGACACGCAAACCUACCGUACGACGCAACUCACCCGCCAAUACUGCCCAGCGAGUCAGCUUUCACUCUCCUCGUCGUAGAUGAUCACCACCAGCGAACUUUACACGGCGGUACUCAGAUGACCUUGUGCUCCCUGCGCCGGGAGUAUUGGGUCCCUCGAGGUCGGUCGUUGGUGAAGAAACACAUCAGCCGAUGUGUAAGGUGCACAAGAUGGCGAGCCGCCAUCCCACAGCCUCUCAUGGGCGAUCUCCCGGGGCCAAGGGUCACACCAAGCAGGCCAUUUCUGCACACCGGCGUCGACUACGCCGGUCCGGUUUGGCUGAGGACCUCGAAGGGCCGCGGACACAAAGCUACUAAAGGGUUCAUUGUGGUUUUUGUAUGUUUAGCCUCCCGAGCCGUUCACCUCGACGUAGCCUCGGACUACUCCGCCGACGCCUUUAUCGCAGCCUUGCGCCGACUCAUCUCAAGGCGAGGGGUCUGCAUCAGCUUAUACAGCGACUGCGGUACCAACUUCGUGGGUGCUGACAGGCAGCUAAACUCUCUCUUCUCCGCCGCCAGUGCCGACGGACGCCGCAUCGCCUCAUUCGCCGCACAGGAGAGGAUCCAGUGGCAUUUCAACCCACCGGCGGCACCGAACUUCGGCGGCUUGUGGGAAGCCGCGGUUAAAUCGAUGAAGCACCAUCUGCGACGAGUCAUCGGUGAUGCGACCCUCACCUACGAGGAGUUGGCUACGCUCCUCUCGCAGAUAGAGGCUUGCCUCAAUUCACGACCGCUGCAGUCCUUGUCCGAUGAUCCUGAGGACGUCGCAGCUCUCACACCGGGGCACUUCUUGAUCGGUUCCGCUCUCUCCGCAGUACCGGAGCCGUCGCUCGAACGAGAGCCGUCGACCCGACUAUCACGCUGGCAGCUCCUGCAACAGAUGAGGGACCAUUUCUGGUCUCGGUGGUCCAGCGAAUACUUACAUACGCUGGCCCAUCGGCCAAAAUGGUCCCAAGUCAACCAGGAGGCUCACGUCGGGCGUCUGUGUCUACUCCGCAGCGAAACCACCCCACCAACGCGGUGGCCGCUCGCGCGCAUCACUCGGCUGCAUCCCGGAUCCGACGGCCACGUGCGCGUCGUCGAUAUACGUACCGCGAGUACGAGUUUAACGCGCCCCGUCAGUAAACUUGUGUUCCUGGGCGGCGACCACGAAACUUUACGAUAA
Nylanderia fulva is the source of this 2265-nucleotide messenger RNA. The record is from RefSeq and is a predicted model, not a curated record. Lineage: Eukaryota; Metazoa; Arthropoda; Insecta; Hymenoptera; Formicidae.